Solenopsis invicta (red fire ant) is the source of this 1022-nucleotide messenger RNA. It is a transcript of the gene Vlet, whose product is annotated as COMM domain-containing protein 10. The transcript is spliced from 3 exons. The record is from RefSeq and is a predicted model, not a curated record. Lineage: Eukaryota; Metazoa; Arthropoda; Insecta; Hymenoptera; Formicidae. The coding region runs from base 19 to 612 and encodes 197 amino acids.
AUUUGUUUCUCACGUAAAAUGGCUACUUGGAUCAACGUAACUUCAAAAUUGGAGCAAGGUUUGAAGAUAGUGGCCCGAGUGGAUAAUAGCAAAUUUCGACUUCUUGUCAACCGUAUAUGCCAGACCCUGCAGUCGAGCAUUGGCGCAAAGGUGUUUAAUGAAGAAGAAGAAGAAAAGCUGCUAGUUUCCUUAGAUCUAACGAAAGAUGAAUUAGCUCUUUUGCUGGAUACUGUUACUUCCGUCUACAUGCAGGCUGCAUGUAGUGUUGUCAAACCAUCUGUCAUGGAAGCAUUCAUGAAGGACAGUUUUAAAUUAGAUGAAGAGAAAAUAUCCAUUUUUACAAAUGCCUGGAUGACUUAUGGGAAAGGCAUUGUAGAUAAUUUUAGACAACAAUCUAUUUUUCCUACUCAGGUGAAAGAUAUCAACUGGUGCCUAAAUGUGCAAUCAUCGUCUUCUACAAUUUCUAAAGAUGCACGACCUGUAGCAUUGCUCCAACUUGGUCUGACUGGUGAUAAGACAUCUACGUUAACAGUGGAGUUCGAUAAAAAACAAUUGACUGAGCUUUAUUAUAAUUUAGAGAAAAUUCAAACUCAAUUAGAUUCUCUUAAAUAAUAGGGUUAAUGUAACUAGUUCAAUUAAAAAAGAAUAGGUUUUAUAUUGGUGUAAAAAUAUGUUUUCAAAAACUUUUUUUACACGUUUACUGAAACACUACUAGCGUAUUAGUUAUUUUCCAAUAUUAUAUUAUAUAAUAUAUAUUUUUUUAAAUAAAUUACAGACAGAAAUGAUUUUAAAUUCAUUUAUUCGUAUGCAUGCGUGCACAUUAUAUGCAAGCACGCGCUAUUUUUCAAUAAUUCAAUAUUGAUCUUUGUUUGUCGCGCAAUAAAAAUAAAUAUUUGAUAAAUCCUACAUGAUGAAGCAACAAAAUGCAACUUCUAAAUAAAUAUGCAUUUUUACUUUUUCGAUAAAUAUUUAUAAAAAUGAUCAUACUUCGAUGAAAUAAAUGGAAAAUAAUUAUUCUCAUA